CUGACUGAUAUGAUGUGGAGGUGUCAGUGUGAGUGUACGCUGCUCGUGGAUAAAUGAUCAGUGAUCAGCGUCAGUGGAGGAAGGACUUGUCUGGCGUGAGCGGAAUGUCCGUGGAUGAGAAGCCUGAAGCCCCCAUGUAUGUGUAUGAGUCUACAGUUCAUUGUACCAAUAUCCUCCUCUGCCUCAACGACCAGCGGAAGCAGGAUAUCCUGUGCGAUGUGACUGUCCUGGUGGAGGGCAAGGAGUUCCGCGGGCACCGGUCCGUGCUGGCCGCCUGCAGCCAGUACUUCCUCCAGGCGCUGGUGGGCCAGGCUGAGAAUGGCUUGGUCGUUAGCCUUCCGGAAGAGGUCACUGCCAGGGGAUUCGCUCCAUUGUUGCAGUUUGCCUACACUGCUAAGCUGUUACUCAGCAGAGAAAACAUCCAGGAGGUCAUCCGCUGUGCUGAAUUCCUGCGCAUGCACAACCUCGAGGACUCAUGCUUUCGCUUCCUGGAAGCUCAGCUGCGCAGCGAGGAGGAUGGCUUGCUGCUCUGCCGCAAGGUGGCGGCGGAGGAGAACCACUCUGAGGAUGAGAGCAUGCAGUCAGAGGUGGAAAGACCCACCUCCCCAAAAGCGCAGCGGUGUGCUGACGCUCUCACCUCCUUUGGACACCCUGACGAUGAUCGGCUAGCAAUAGCUAUUCCCAGUAACUUCACAGAUGGCCGGCUGGACUUUGAUCGGCACGGAGCGUCAGACCUGCCGCGAUGCCCCAAGUACAGGAAAUACCAGUGGGCUUGCAACAAGCACAAUGACAUCUCCUCACACACCAGUACCUCAGGUUUUCCAAGCACAUUAAAACAGAACAGCGUUAGCGGGGCACUGCCGGUUCAGGGCAGGCUGCCUUUGGCACAGAUCAAAGUUGAACCACAGGCAGAGGAAGAGGCCAUCUCAUUGUGCCUAUCAGGAGACGAGCAGGACGUCAGGGAUAAGGACAGUGUGACAGCCAUGGAGAUGGAUAGCCCCAUAUCUGUGGAGAGAACCAAGAGAACCAAGUCCCCAUCCUGCCUCCGAGCCUUCUUCAAGAAAGGGGUUGACCUCCCCAGUCUGCCCAACACUUCACAGCAGCUAUUCACCAACAGACUUGUCUGCCCCCAGGACAAGGGAAUCUCUCAGGGAGAUCAUAAAAAUGACUUCUGGCCUUUAACAGGGGAGCUGGGUCUCUCUGUUACAUCCCCAAAGGAUGUGGAUGGUUUCCCUGCAGGGUUGUCCCUCAAAUCCGCUUCCUGCGAUGGGGUCUGCAAACAGGAAGUUGAGCUAGAUCGCCGUAGUGUCAUAUUUUCCUCAGGGGCCUGCAACAGUCUGGGAACUCCAGCACAUUCCUACCCUGGUGGGAACUCUUUGGAGAUGGAGCUCUCUGACCACAUGCCAAAGGGCCUGUGGGCAGGAGCCAGUCAGUCCCUCCCAACCUCUCAGACCUAUUCUCCAAGCACCACCUCCACUGAGCCCCCACUUCUGUGCCGCCCACGACCCAACACCAGCUGCCCAGUGCCAAUCAAAGUUUGCCCACGCUCGCCGCCUUGUGAGACACGCACCAGGACUUCCAGCUCCUGCUCUUCGUAUUCCUAUGCGGAGGACGGCAGCGGAGGCUCCCCCUGCAGUCUGCCCCAGUUUGAGUUCUCUUCCUCUCCAUGCUCCAAUGUGGCGCGCUGCCUCAAUGUGGACCAGCAGGAGCGAAGUGUGGGCGGGGAGGCCCUUUUUAACCAGGUGCGGCCCAAGAUCAAAUGUGAGCAGUCCUAUGUCACCAACUCCAGCGAUGAGUCAGGCUCCUUCUCGGAGGGAGACAGCGAGUCCUGCCAUGUGCAGGAGAGAGGGCCAGAGGUGAAGCUGCCUUUCCCUGUAGAUCAAAUCACGAAUCUUCCACGGAACGACUUCCAAAUGUUGGUGAAAAUGCACAAACUGACCUCGGAGCAGCUGGAGUUUAUCCAUGACGUGAGGCGGCGGAGCAAGAACCGCAUCGCAGCGCAGCGCUGCCGCAAGAGGAAGCUCGACUGCAUCAUGAACCUGGAGUGUGAGAUCAGAAAACUGGUGUGUGAGAAGGAGAAGCUGCUGACGGAGAGGAACCAGCUGAAGGCGUGUAUGGGCGAGCUGUGGGAGAACUUCUCCUGCCUGUCCCAGGAGGUGUCGGACGUCCAGCUGAGCCCCGAGCAGGUCAAGUCUCUACACCACUACUGCCCCGUGCAGCGGCCCCCCAACUCCACUGCCAGCAUCACCGCUGACCACGAGACCAGGCCCCCCCCCAGCCCCGCCACAAUUAACACCACCACCAGCAUCGACCUCACCGCCCUCUCCGGAUCGGCCACGCCCGAGCCCAGCUUCCACGGCUCCCCCGGCCCCUCGGAGAGCGAGCCCGACUCGGCCGUCAGGAACGGGGCAGACAGAGAUAUGGACGGCCAAGACACCAGCUUGUACACAAAGUCAGGGCUGGAGAAGUCCAACCAGACGGUAACGGUGGAUUUCUGCCAGGAAAUGACUGACAAAUGUACGACUGACGAGCAGCCGAGGAAGGACUGUCCUCAGUAGUCUUGUUGUUGUUUUUUUUUUAUUAUUUAAUGUUACUCUUCUGACAAACCCUCCCUCGGGGUGUCUGAGAUGUUCAGCCUCCCCCAGUGUUCACUGAAAAACAAGCUUUGUUUGUAUUUAUGUCUUUUUGUUUUUUCGAUCGGUUGACACUAAAGUUGUCUUAACAGCAGCAAUACUGUUCUCCAGGUAUUCUCCUCUUACCAUGACAGAGUGGGAACACCAAACACUUUGAUGGUGCUAUUCUCACCCCAACAGCAACCUCUGCACUGGAGACUCUGAUCUCCAUGUGUCACACAUCACAACUCCAAGCUGAACCUCAUCGGACCUAAACAGCAGCUCUCUGUGUCUCUGUUCCUGCCUUUCCCUCUCACAUUGGCUCUUCUCUUCCUCCCACUCUGUCUCUAUCAAUCUUCUCUACCUCUUUCUGUCUCACUCUCUGUCUGUCUGUCUGUCUGUCUGUCUGUCUGUGGUUCUCCUCUCGCUAAAUGGCAGUGGCCCUUUUCGUCACAGCAGUUCAAACUCAGGAAAAGAAAUCCUCUGAAUGUUCAACAUAAUUCAUGAAAAAUGAGAAUACAGCUUCUGUACACGGGGAAGUUACGAUGCAGUUAGACUGUAAAAUGUUCAUAUGCAAAAAAUGUCUUCAAGCGUCUGGCAUUUGUAUUUCUGUAAAGGAGAACUUUGUACAGGCUGUUACCGAAAAACAUUCCUCCUUUGCCUUCCUCAGCACUGAACUGAAAGGAAAGAAAGGUUUUUACAGGCGGUUAAAUGGCUAUUUUUAUUUCCCACUCAUCAGCAAUACCAUUGUAUUUGGAUGUUGUAAAGGUGACUUUCAAGUGCUUGUUUGGCAAAAAUGUAUAUAGUACAGAGCAUGAUGACUGUAACAGUGAUUUUGUACAGGUAGAGGCUUAGAUGUUUCUUUUUGACGGGGUUAUAUCAAGCACCUUUUUGCUAAGGGAAAAUCUUUGCUUUGCUGUUUCCUGUCCUGCCUAACGAAUGCUCCCCAUCACAGUGAGUGUUCUUAAACUCAGGAAAUCAGCUCGAUACACAUGUAACACACACACAGUACAUACAGACACAUGCGUCAACACACGUGUAAAAUAUUGAGCCCCAUGCAUGUAUAAAAGUUAGACAUUCAAGACGCGUUUUAACGCGAGGCUCAGGCCAGCUUCUCUCCUCUCUAAAUGUGAAAAAAGAGUUCUGCCUUGUGUUUUUUUGGAGGAAAUGCUAUUUUAUAUUAGUAUUUGACGAUGAUAUUUGUGUCCAAUGUGGCAGACAUGCUUUUGGUUUCUUCCGUAUUCAGAGAUAGCAAAAAGCACAGCCGACGUAUAUAAGAGACAGAUACCUUCAUUUGUUUUCUAAUUGAUCCUGAAAGCAAU
This is a messenger RNA of Etheostoma spectabile (orangethroat darter), 3934 nucleotides long. RefSeq names its product BTB and CNC homology 1, basic leucine zipper transcription factor 2b (gene bach2b). Gene Ontology annotation, molecular function: RNA polymerase II cis-regulatory region sequence-specific DNA binding; DNA-binding transcription factor activity, RNA polymerase II-specific; protein binding. The record is from RefSeq and is a predicted model, not a curated record. Gene Ontology annotation, biological process: regulation of transcription by RNA polymerase II. Lineage: Eukaryota; Metazoa; Chordata; Actinopteri; Perciformes; Percidae.